ACUUGCCAAGAUUUUUCAUCAAAAAGAGCCAAGAUGACCAAUCUAAGUUGGUCUGAUCAUUUUUCAGAUAACUUAUCAUAUGAUCUGUCUUUUCCUUAUUUAUUUAUUUAUUUAUUUAUCAUAUACUAAUUAAUAUCUUAUUUAGUUUACCAAAAAGCUAAGAAUUUUAAAAACUCUCCACAGAGCUUAAAAAAAUAAAUCCAUAUAUAAUUAUUCGUGCCUUCCAUUAUAAAAGCAGAGGAAUUAGCAUAGAUCCCCUAAGCUGAUCUAAUCACUUUCCAUAGACAAGAAGAAAAUGGGUCGCUCCAUUUUUUGUCUUCAUGACCUUCUUUUUUCAUCUCUUCUUAUUUUCACUUUGUUGCUUAAUCAUGUUCAUGCCAACAAAAAGUGUUACAUUGUAUACUUGGGAGCACAUUUACAUGGUCCAACCCCUUCCACUGCUGACCUUGAAAUUGCUACAUCUUCACAUUAUGAUUUAUUGGGUUCAAUCUUGGGAAGUGAAGAGAAAGCAAAAGAAGCAAUAAUUUAUUCAUAUAAUAAACAGAUCAAUGGGUUUGCAGCUAUACUUGAAGAGGAAGAAGCUGCACAAAUUGAAAAAAACCCGAAGGUUGUAUCUGUGUUCUUGAGUAAAAAACAUAAAUUGCACACUACACGUUCAUGGGAAUUUCUUGGAUUGCGUGGAAAUGAUAUGAACUCAGCUUGGCAAAAGGGAAGAUUUGGUGAAAAUACCAUCAUAGCUAACAUUGAUUCAGGUGUUUGGCCCGAAUCUAUGAGUUUUAACGACAGAGGAAUAGGCCCAAUUCCAGCAAAGUGGCGUGGGGGUAACAUUUGUCAAAUUAACAAACUCAAUGGUUCUAGCAAAGUUCCAUGUAACAGGAAGCUAAUUGGAGCGAGAUUUUUCAACAAAGAAUUUGAAUCAUUCAACGGAAAACUUCCUGGUUCACAACAAACAGCACGUGACUUUGUAGGCCACGGUACUCACACACUAUCAACAGCAGGUGGAAACUUCGUACCAGGUGCAAGUAUAUUCGGUAUUGGCAACGGUACUGUAAAAGGUGGUUCACCAAGAUCAAGAGUUGCAACCUACAAAGUGUGUUGGUCACUAACAGAUGCCGAGAGUUGUUUUGGUGCUGAUGUAUUAGCUGCGAUUGAUCAAGCAAUUAGUGAUGGUGUUGAUUUAAUCUCAGUUUCUGCCGGAGGCGAAACUAGUACAAGUUCUGAAGCAAUUUUCACUGAUGAGGUUUCAAUAGGUGCAUUUCAUGCACUUGCUAGAAAUAUAUUAUUGGUUGCUUCAGCUGGAAAUGACGGACCUACCCCUGGAAGUGUAGUUAAUGUUGCUCCUUGGGUGUUCACAGUUGCUGCUAGUACAUUAGAUAGAGACUUCAGCAGUAAUAUUACCAUUGGUAACAAAACAAUCACGGGAGCCAGUCUUUUUGUAAACUUGCCUCCUAACCAGUCCUUUACUGUCGUGAAUGCUAUUGAUGCUAAGUUUGCCAAUGCGACAAGUCGAGAUGCACAAUUUUGUAGACCAGGAACACUUAAUCCUUCAAAAGUGAAGGGUAAAAUAGUGGCUUGUGUUCGAGAAGGGAAAGUAAAAUCAGUUUCUGAAGGUCAAGAAGCUUUAUCUGCAGGAGCAAAGGGAGUGAUUUUGAAAAAUCAACCUAAAGUUAGUGGAAGAACACUUCUUUCUGAGCCUCAUGUUUUGUCUACUAUCAGUUGGCAUGAGGAUCAUCCAAAAACAAGACAACAUAAUAUUGACUUAAUUCCCACGGACAUAAAGUCGGGUACUAAAAUAAGAAUGUCACAAGCAGAAACUAUUAAUGGAAGAAAACCAGCUCCAGUUAUGGCUUCAUACUCAUCUAGAGGACCAAAUAAAGUUCAACCAUCAAUACUCAAGCCUGAUGUAACUGCUCCAGGUGUGAACAUACUUGCUGCAUAUUCAUUGUUUGCAAGUGCAUCUAAUUUAAUAACAGACACUCGUCGAGGAUUUCCUUUCAAUGUCAUGCAAGGAACUUCUAUGUCUUGUCCUCAUGUUGUUGGCACUGCCGGACUUAUCAAAACACUUCAUCCUAAUUGGAGUCCAGCGGCUAUUAAAUCAGCUAUCAUGACCACUGCAACCACAAGAGAUAACACCAACAAGCCAAUUACCGAUACAUUUGAAAAUACAUUAGCAAAUCCAUUUGCAUAUGGUUCGGGACAUAUUCAACCCAACAGUGCAAUAGAUCCGGGACUUAUUUAUGAUCUAACCAUUAUUGAUUACUUAAACUUCUUAUGUGCUUCUGGAUAUAACCAACAACUAAUUUCAUCACUUAAUUUCAAUAAGACAUUUAGAUGUUCAGGGUCACAUAGCAUAAAUGACUUGAAUUACCCUUCAAUCACAUUACCAAAUCUUGGAUUAAAUGUUGUUAAUGUGACUAGGAGAGUUACCAAUGUUGGGCCACCAAGUACAUAUUUUGUAAAAGCCCAAUUGCCCGGAUAUAAAAUUGUUGUUGUUCCAAAUUCCUUGAAUUUCAAGAAAAUUGGUGAAAAGAAGACAUUUCAAGUUGUAGUUCAAGCAACAAGUGGGACUCCAAGAAGGAAAUAUCAAUUUGGUGAAUUGAUAUGGACAAAUGGAAAACACAAUGUUAGGAGUCCAAUUACUGUUCGACGCAAAUGAAAGAUAAUUUCAUAGUUAGUUUGAUUUACUGUGUUAUUAUUAUUGGAUUGGAUUAUAUCUAUAUGUUUUUUGUUAUUUCAUCAAUUUUGUUGUUGUUGGUUGGAUAUGGUAUAGUAAGUUUUAAUAGUAUUUAUUAGAGUAUAUGUGUAUUGUAAUAAUUGAUUUAUGGGAGUGACAUAACAUCUAUAUGUCGUGUACAACCAUAAACUUUGUACCAAUAUAAAUGUGACAAUAUAUAACUUGAGUUGUCUUUCAA
Molecule: messenger RNA, 2912 nt
Organism: Trifolium pratense (red clover)
Lineage: Eukaryota; Viridiplantae; Streptophyta; Magnoliopsida; Fabales; Fabaceae
Product: subtilisin-like protease Glyma18g48580
Exons: 11
Coding region: 296-2656 (786 amino acids)
Biological process (GO): proteolysis
Molecular function (GO): serine-type endopeptidase activity
Source: RefSeq, a predicted model, not a curated record